Molecule: messenger RNA, 3534 nt
Organism: Daldinia childiae
Lineage: Eukaryota; Fungi; Ascomycota; Sordariomycetes; Xylariales; Hypoxylaceae
Product: tryptophan synthase alpha chain
Exons: 6
Coding region: 1-3534 (1177 amino acids)
Biological process (GO): guanosine tetraphosphate metabolic process
Source: RefSeq, a predicted model, not a curated record
AUGAGCAUGGCGAGCACUCGGGAUGAAGCAUCUUCAAUCAUUAACUCAUUCGUGAGGGGUUGGCCGGAAGAAAUAGAAAAAUAUGAGAAACUCUCCAAAUGCGCCGAAGCAAUCUGCACAAAAAAGCUGGAGAUAAAUAAAAUUCGUCACACUAUUAAGAGUCGCCCGAAGGCGCAGAAGAAUCUUGAGGAUUCGAUUAGAAGAAGGCAAAAAAGAAGACCCGAACCGUACAAGAAUCGGGAUGAGAUAAAGCAUGAUAUGAUCGAUCUUGCUGGGGUCCGCAUCGCGCUUACAUUCCCGAAUGAUAAGGAUAAAGUGCGUAAGAUAAUUCAGGAAACCUUCGAUCCGUAUCUUAACCCAUGGGACGACAUCUCCUGUCCAGACUUGGAAAAAAGCGUCAUCGAUCGGAGCGGCAUUAAGAGAAAUCGUGAGAACGGAAACGAUGAAGAAUGGCCUCUGGGCCUGAAAUCACUCCACUUACGCUGCAAACUAAAGGAAGACGAUGAACAGUUCUCGGAAUAUAAAGGUCUCGCUGUCGAAAUCCAAGUUGGAACCGGCUUUAUGUAUGCUUGGGAAGAUGUCUAUCAUGAUAUCGUAUACAAGCCAUACUUCGGUCGGAUCACUCCGGAGGAAGAACGAUUUAUCGAAAUCCUAAACGGGCUGGCACACACCGGGGAGCUGGCACUCAAACAGCUAAGCGCAUCGCUCACUUUAAGAACGGAGCUAGAAAAUAAGCCAUUCAAGCAUCUUAACCAUUUUAAGGAAUGGUUGCCCCUCAGCGAAGAUGUCUUAGAUAAACGAGCCGCAAAAUGUGGGAUCAAGGGUAAUCGUAUCCUUGCAGCCUACUACAGCACCCAACAAGCAAGCUUCGCGGUUCCAGCUCAAUGCGGUGCUUUGUGUGCAUCAAAGAUUUUGUGCCAGAGCUACGCAGUCGAAAAUGGCAACUGCCGCCUCUAUCUGUUACCUGUUAUCAAGAUCAUAACGCAAUCCCUGCCCGGGAACAACGUUUUUUAUGACAGAGCCUGCGCGACUAGCACCGACAUGUGCGAGGUUAAUGGCUUUAGGUUAUUGACUCCGGCAUUCUCGACUUCUAACGGGAUUGCCGACAAUACCUUUAAGGGAUGCUCUGCACUUUGCAAGAAGACAUCGAGUUGCCAAAGUUACUCUAUCGAACUUGCAGCCGGUGGAAAAUGCCGUCUAUAUAAAAAGGCUUUGGUUAAAGACUUCAGCCCAGACCCGAAAAAUGUGAACAUUUAUUGGGAUAUCAACUGCCCACGAGCAGUUGGAAACUCGGGACCCUCUCUGGUAUUUUCAGGCUCGUCGGCUACUAGUGCCAUCCCUACGAUCAGUACUGUAGACGAAGCAGUGACAUUCACAUCAGGACCAGCCCCAGUCGCCUUAACAACUGAUAGUCCACCAUAUGUUCCAUCCGGACCUCUAGUAACGCCGGAUGAUGACGAUGAUUUCAUAGCAACGUACACGUACGAGCAGUUCGAGCUACCUACCGUGGUUGCCGAAGGAUCACCUCCGAUCACAACUGGUCUUGCCCAGCCAACUGCUUUACCGUCCGCGCCGUGCAUGGUAGAGCCUGGGUCCCAGGCACAGUUCACCGUUCUCAAUGAAAACUUCAUACCGAUAGUCAGCAGGACAUCUAGCUCGAUUGGCCCUCUGCUACAACCUACCAAGGCUCCUGCUGCUGACGACCCAAUGCUCAACCCGGAGACCUUCACCGUGCCUGGCUUCUACCUUCAAGCGGCAGCGGGCGUUUCAAAUGUUUACGAUAUGGUAUAUGCUGGGUCGGCUACACCUCAGUUUGUCGCCAUGACCAAUACUGGAGCCAUUGUUCUCGUGGGAGCAUCCACAGGAGCUAGUUUCAAGAACAACCGUGUCACGACCAUUUUCAACGUCGACUGUUACGGUCGCAUAUCUAUCACACAAGGCGGCUCCGGAUACACCUGGAGUACCGACGGAGCAUCGAGCAAAUUGACCAAGGCCGCGAAACCUGCAAACAAUAUGAAGGCCCUCCCUAAGAGCAUCCCUGCGGUGGACAGCGAACGCAAGAACCGUAGGCGCAACAAACAGCUAGCAGAAAGGCUCACGAAGCGCUCAUACUCUGACGGCCCUGCCCCCAAGUGUCCCUCUUCGCCUCCUAACUUAGUAGCUAGGACAAAGCAAGGCUACGAGUUGGGCCAAGGUAACUUCUGCGAGAGCCUUAGCGAGUAUUGGUCAAUCAGUCCCUUUGACUUCGACGGAUCAUGCGCUGUUCAAAGUCUCUGCUACGACCAAUGCGAGAACUACGGCUGGCAGAGCUGUACCGGCAUCUUUGGUACUAUGAUGAUCCUUUCAUGCUUGGAUGCCUUCGACAGCUGGUGGGAAGUCAUUCCUGCCAUUGCAUGUGCCGCGCAGGCAAGCUAUUUCACUGGUGUCGCUGCGACUAGCAAGGGUCGCGAUCUUUUCUACAAGUCGCAGGCUGCUAUGUGCCGCUGCUUCUGCUCCAGCCCUCCUGAUACGUGUAUCUACAACAAUGGAAACUUUUAUUGUGCCGAUACACACGGUAAUGAUGACGCCAACUGCGGAAACUGUGGAAGACAAUGUGGCCCGAACUCAAAGUGCCAUGGUGGAAAGUGCGGAUGCCCGCAGGACCAGUGCGGUAGCACAUGCUUAGACUUCAGGAAUAACCCUAACAACUGCGGUAAAUGCGGCAACGUCUGCAACCCGUCCUUCUGCCUCGACGGCCGAUGCUACGCACCCCAGCCGGGCGAGUGUACGCCCGAGCAGAGCGUCACGAAUGGCGACUUCACCAGCUGGUGGCCCAGCUUCACUAACUGGACGAUGGCGGCGUACCCCGGCUGCGCCUUAAACGACAAGAUCAAGUUCGAAGGCGUCAACUACUUGGCCAACGGGAAGAGCGACUCGGCCAUUUCAGUAGAGAUGUCGAGCCUGCCAAGCCAGGGCUGCGAGGCCGCCAUGGUCCAGAAGAAGGUCAAGAUGUGCCCCAGCAUCCAGUAUGACUUCACGUUUGCUAUGGGCUACGUCAACCAGGUCGGCGGUAGCCAAGUUGUCAGCAACGCCGACUGCACCGUGCGCUGGCUGACCGGCACCCCAGCCUCCUGGACCGGCACCGACGGCUUCCAGUCCUCGCCCACGUACAACAUCGGCGUCAGCAACCCUAACUAUAAGACAUUUGGUCCGUGGAGCCUGCACGUCUCGGAGAACGAGGUGGGUGUUACCAAGGUCAAGAAGGAUCUCUUCGUCGACUUGACGGCUGUUAUCCACUGCGCCGGCCCCGUUAACGGCGCGGGACGCUUCGUCAUCAGGGAUAUCAAGAUGAGCCCUGUAGGCCAGGUCAAGGCUAGGUCUCUAACAAUUGGCGAGGAGAAGGCUGAUUACGUCGUGCAGCGAGCCGCUGCUGCUACAAAUGUUACGGAGAAGCUAGCGCCUUAUUUCCCGGACCAGAAGAAGGGUGAGGUGCUUGUUGUUUCUUUCGAGAAGAACGCUACGGAGAAGAGGAGCCUGCUAGAGGGCUCGGCUUGA